Molecule: messenger RNA, 2014 nt
Organism: Impatiens glandulifera
Lineage: Eukaryota; Viridiplantae; Streptophyta; Magnoliopsida; Ericales; Balsaminaceae
Product: condensin complex subunit 2-like
Exons: 14
Coding region: 1-1923 (640 amino acids)
Biological process (GO): mitotic chromosome condensation
Cellular component (GO): condensin complex
Molecular function (GO): chromatin binding
Source: RefSeq, a predicted model, not a curated record
AUGGAAAAGAUGUCUGGUUCAGUUUUAGUUAUGAAGAAAAGAUUUGAGCUGGACACAUUAUCAUCUCCUUACGUAGAAAAAACGAUGAACAACUCUGCUGUCGCUUCUUCUUCCGCCGCUGCUGCAGCAGCAGCAAUUCCUACGGCUUCAGUCCCCCACCUUGACAAGAACCAGAUUCUUGAUUUGCUUUCUAAUUGCAUGAAGCUCGCCAGUGAAAAUAAAAUCAACCAGAAGAAUGCAUGGGAGCUGAAUCUGAUAGAUCACUUGUCGGAUGUUUUAAAAAUGGAGGAAGAAGAUGGAACAGAAACCAAUUUUCAGAAGGCAAGUUGUACUCUAGAAGCUGCAGUUCAAAUCUAUUCCAUGAGGGUUGACUAUGUGCAUUCAGAGGCAUAUAAAGUCCUUGGUGUUAUUAAUCGGGUGGGCCGAAAAGAUGAAGAAGGAUCCAAAUAUAGUCAGGGUGAAAGCAGUUUUAAUAAAGGGUCAGACUGGGAGGUAUCACCUUUAUCAACACUUAAAUCGUCAUUUGAGGCUCUCAAUGUGAAGAAGUUUGAUGUUGCAUUCACAGUGGAUCCUCUUUAUCAUCAAACAUCUGCACUCUUUGAUGAAGGUGGAGUCAAGGGUUUAUUGUUGAACCAUCUUGAGAUAUAUGGAAGCUGUCAAGUUCUCUUUGACUCAUUUGAAGUGCCAGGGAAGUUUAUGAAAUGUGGCAACCAACUCUGUAAUCAAGAUACUAUUGAUCUUUCUUUUGCCAAAGAUUGCAUUGACAAGAUGGUGGUGGGCAUGCGCUCGUCGGAGGAAAUUUCUCCCACACUCAAGCACAUAGUGAAUCUUUUUGAUGAAAGCGAACGAAGGUCAUCCAAUACAUUUACUUCAGUUAACCAUGUACAAGAGGAAUUCCAUGAAACUUGCAACGACGCCUAUAACAGGGAUAAUGCUGAGCUGGGAUUGGAUGACAGUGGAUUUGACAAUGGUGAGACAUGGGCUUUCAAGAAUGCUGAUCUGGAAAGUGUAGUUGGUGAAGAUCUGUAUGGAGGAGAUCCUAGCUUCGGAGAUUAUCAUGAGGAAGGCGAACCUUCCAUUUUCCAACCCCAUAAUCUGGAAAAUAGUUUCGAUAAUGUUGUCGAUUAUAUGUAUCUGAGCUUGGGGAUUAACUCAAAACACAAUGCCUGGGCGGGUCCUGAUCAUUGGAAGUAUAGGAAGCUAAAAUUAGGUUUAGCUGAAGCAUCCAAAGAAGAUGGAUUGGCUGAGGCAAAGAAGGCCAAGAGCAAAAGAGCAAUAGAAGUUGAUAUUGAUUUCAUGAAAACAUUGGAUAAUGAUUUCAUGAAAGCAUUGGCUGGUAUUUUCGCACCUCCUAUGAAUCCCAAGUCGCUACUUCUUUCCGCAAAUAGAGCACCUAUCAAAAAGCUGCCUGAGGAUUGCCACUACGAACCUGAAAAUCUUGUCAAGCUAUUUCUUUUACCUGAAGUCAUGUGCUCUGACAGAAGGAAAUGGAGAAAGUCAUCAUGUGAAGAUAAUGCACCAUGGGAAGAUAAUGCAUUUAUUGGCGAGCUUGACAAUGAAGAUGAUCAUACUGAUGUGGAGGACUUGAACAAUCUUGUUCCUCAGCCUCGUCGGGUAAAUAAGAUUGAAGUCAAAUACGACAAAUUAUCUAAAGAAGUUGAUGUUCAGGCAUUAAAAGAAAAACUUUGGGUCUCCAUACAAGCAUACAACGAAAUGACCACUCAAGAUGAUGAAAAAGAGACAGUAUCAUUUAGGGAGGUGUUAGCUAGCUUCCCAAGUGACAACUGCAAGGCAGAUGGAACUGAAGAUAUCUCUGUUCACUUGCGCUUCAUGUGCUUAUUACAUUUAGCCAAUGAGCAUGGAUUGAGCUUACUCGGCUCUAGCGAAUUUGACGAUGUAACCGUACAUUUACCAUCAAAAUAGGUAUGUCAUCUGUUAUCUUUUGUGUAGUGCCAUGCCAAAUAGCCUUAUAUUAGUUAUUAGAAGCAAGAUCUUUUGUGUAGUGCCAUGCCAA